This is a messenger RNA of Ostertagia ostertagi, 1005 nucleotides long. The record is from the annotation of a GenBank genome assembly. Lineage: Eukaryota; Metazoa; Nematoda; Chromadorea; Rhabditida; Trichostrongylidae.
GUUGUCCCAUCUCCAACAGUGUUCCGAAUGGAGACAGACCUUCUGGUUGGGAAAGAAGGACACCCAAGACAUUCAAUCACCAACAUAUCUGUAGCUCAAGUGAACACGCACGAAGCAGAUGCACCCAUAGCCAUCGAAAGAGCUGAGGAGAUCAACGAUCUAGCAACUACUUCAACUAGCACUGAUUCCUCUACCCAAACAACAUCCACCAAUUCCACGACCUCCACCACCUCGACGACCUUCAUGCCAUCCACUUCCAUGAGCUCAACUGAGACCACUGAAGGGUCUACUGAGCUGCUACCUACGACAGUGUCGGAGUCCAUAGCAACUGAGGAAACGAGCACAACCACAACGCCGUCAGUACAGACGACAUCAGUGAGAAUGACUACUGAGAUGGAUGAAGUCAACACAACAGAAGGCGCAAAGGUGGUCGACGUCGAGGCAGACCUAGAACACCCAAAGGCAGAAGAGCGCAGAUCGACGUCGACCGUGUCUGUGGAUCUGGAGGAGGACCAGAACACAGAUCUCACGGCAAACGAUGAUUCGGAAGAGAUUGCUGAGAGCGAAUCGAGUACACGUACAGGAAAACAACUUUCAAGAGAACUUGAAGAGUCCGUAAGACAUCUCGAGAAGGCCUUAGAUGACGCAGAUCUCAGGAGGAAAAUCAGCACCGAAGAUUCCGCUCUGGAGCUAUCUAUCGUCAAUCAGACUUUUUCGGAGGAGGACGCUAUUCUAAGGGCAGCGUCUGAGCUGAAAACUAGGGUUCGUAGCGAUGAAGCCGGUGACCACAUUCGAUCAGUAUUUGGCGCUGAUCGUCUAUUCGUGGAAUUCGGACGAGUCGUUGAGGAGAAAGAGCUUCCAAACGGCUCCUGGGGAGGUCCUAUGUUCGCCGAUAAUAGACGAACACGAAUGGUCGCUGCAAUCGAGAAACUUAUCCGCUCUGGAGCUUUCAUCGACGAGCCGUUCGUUUUUCACGUGAAACGAAUCGGUGAAUGUUGCAGAUGA